ACACUAUUUCGCAUUUUUUAAACAAACGCACAAUCAUGCAGAACAACGUGAAGCAUAUUUUUGAUAGUUUCAACGAUUAUCUGGUAAAAGAACAGGAAUUGCGUACCGAAAUCCGCGACAUUGUUCGGGACAUCGACCAAGCGGCAAAGGAAGCGGCAAUUGCAUUGCAAAUCAUACACAGCAGUAUUGCAGAUGUUCCAGCUGCCUGUGCCAAGGCACGGCAAUUCUUCGACACAUGCCGCGAUGGAUACGCAAAACUGGCCGCACUCAUCCCCUUAGGGCAAUACUAUCGGUACCACGACCACUGGCAUUACAUGACACAGCGAAUUGUUUUCCUGAUUGCUCUUACCAUUUACCUCGAGAAGGGAUUUCUUGUCACUCGUGACACGGCGGCCGAAAUUCUAGGGCUUUCCGUAACACAAAAUGAAAGAUUCCAUUUGGACAUUGAGGACUAUCUUGUGGGUAUACUGCAGCUUGCCUCGGAAUUGAGUCGCUAUGCCGUUAACUCUGUCAUUUUGGGAGACUACGAAAAGCCACUAACGAUUUCAAAGUUUGUUGCCGAUCUCAACUCGGGCUUCCGGCUGCUGAAUCUCAAAAACGAUUCGCUCCGUAAACGAUUCGAUGCGCUAAAGUAUGACGUAAAGAAAAUUGAGGAAAUUGUUUACGACAUCAGCAUACGUGGAUUGCGCGCCGAAGUUGCUCCCGCCGUCGAACCGUCUGGGCAAGAAGGAAAAUGAUCUACCAAUCGAACAGAGCACGUUUAAAAUGCGUUUACCCAAGGUAUCAUCGGGCACUU
Molecule: messenger RNA, 796 nt
Organism: Anopheles nili
Lineage: Eukaryota; Metazoa; Arthropoda; Insecta; Diptera; Culicidae
Gene: trsn
Product: translin
Exons: 4
Coding region: 36-737 (233 amino acids)
Biological process (GO): RNA metabolic process
Cellular component (GO): nucleus; cytoplasm
Molecular function (GO): RNA binding; sequence-specific DNA binding; single-stranded DNA binding
Source: RefSeq, a predicted model, not a curated record